AUGGCACAGUCCUUCUCAUCAAUCAAAUCACGCCACGUGGCAAUUAUCGGAGCUGGACCCUCCGGGUUAGUGGCGGCAAGAGAGCUUCGACGAGAAGGUCACUCUGUGGUCGUCUUCGAGAGGCAAAAUCAGGUCGGAGGAACUUGGAACUACACCGAUCAUGUCGAACCGGAUCCGUUAAGCGUUGACCCGACCCGACCCGUCGUCCACUCGAGCGUCUAUGGCUCUCUCCGAACUAACUUUCCUCGAGAGUGUAUGGGAUUCAGAGACUUCCCUUUCGUGGUCCGAUCCGGCGUUUCCGAAUCCAUAGAUCCCAGGAGGUUUCCGAGUCAUUAUGAAGUUUUGGCGUAUCUGCAAGAGUUCGCUAAGGAGUUUGGAAUCGAGGAGAUGAUACGGUUCGAGACGACGGUUGUGAGGGUUGCUCCGGCGGUGGAAACCGACGGCGAAGUAGGUAACGGGAAAUGGAGGGUUGAAUCGACAGAGAAAGAGAAGAAAGUUGGUCGUGAUGAGAUUUACGAUGCUCUUGUUGUCUGUAACGGACAUUACAUUGAACCUCGUCUCGCUCAAAUUCCUGGGAUAAGCUCUUGGCCAGGGAAGGAGAUGCAUAGCCAUAAUUAUCGUCUUCCCGAACCGUUUAAAGAUCAGGUUGUUGUGAUUAUUGGAAACUCUUCAAGUGCUGAUGAUAUAAGUAGGGACAUUCUUGGAGCUGCCAAGGAGAUUCAUCUGGCUUCUUGGUCAAAUGCAGCUGAUACUUUUAUCAAACUGACUGGUCACACUAACCUUUGGAUGCAUUCAAUGAUAGAGCGUGUCCAUGAGGAUGGUUCAGUGGUUUUUCAGAAUGGGAAAACGAUUUUGGCUGAUGUUAUUAUGCAUUGCACUGGGUAUAAGUAUCACUUUCCGUUUCUCGAUACUAAUGGAAGUGUUACCGUAGAUGAUAACCGUGUUGGACCAUUGUAUAAACACAUCUUCCCUCCAACAUUCGCACCGUGGCUCUCCUUCGUCGGGAUACCAUGGAAGGUUGUACCGUUCCCUAUGUCUGAGCUGCAAAGCAAGUGGAUUGCUGGUGUUAUGUCGGGUCGGAUCACACUUCCUUCAAAAGAAGAUAUGAUGUUGGAAAUCAAAACCUUAUAUGCCAUACUUGAAGCUCAAGGGAUUCCAAAGCGAUAUACUCACUAUUUGGGCACCGACCAAUUUGAGUACUAUGAUUGGUUGGCUUCACAAAAUGGGUGCUCAGGAACAGAGGAAUGGUGGAAAGAAAUGUGUUCGACGAGUUUCAUGAGGAAGAUAGAGCAUCCAGAGACAUAUAGAGAUGAAUGGGAAGAUCAUCACUUGAUUUCUCAAGCUUAUCAAGAUUUCUCUUUGUACGAAUAA
This is a messenger RNA of Arabis nemorensis, 1371 nucleotides long. NCBI's taxonomy places the organism in Eukaryota, Viridiplantae, Streptophyta, Magnoliopsida, Brassicales, Brassicaceae. The record is from the annotation of a GenBank genome assembly.